Solanum dulcamara is the source of this 1533-nucleotide messenger RNA. RefSeq names its product thaumatin-like protein 1b. The transcript has 3 exons. The coding region runs from base 125 to 1108 and encodes 327 amino acids. The record is from RefSeq and is a predicted model, not a curated record. Gene Ontology annotation, cellular component: extracellular region. Lineage: Eukaryota; Viridiplantae; Streptophyta; Magnoliopsida; Solanales; Solanaceae. Gene Ontology annotation, biological process: defense response.
UCUCGUUUUCCAUUUUCCAUUUUCCAUUUUCAAGAGGAAGGAGAAGAAGGAAAAGGCUAGGGAUUUUGAUUCUCCAACUCCCUUUUGCACCAUUAAAUUAAUAUUCCCACCUUCCUCUUCUUCAAUGGCGCAAGUAAAAGUGCUCUGUCUCUAUGCUCUGUUUUUAACUCUUACAGCUCUUUUCAUAACAGGUGUAAAUUCAGCUGUAACUUUUACAAUGGUGAAUAAAUGCCAGCAAACAAUUUGGCCUGGCUUAUUAUCCAACUCUGGAAUUGCUCCACUUUCCACCACAGGAUUUGUUCUUCAAAAAGGCGAAUCCAAAACAAUUAAUGUACCCACUUCAUGGGGUGGUCGAUUUUGGGCUCGUACACAUUGUACCGAAGAUUCCACCGGAAAAUUCACCUGCGCCACCGGCGAUUGCGGUUCCGGUAAGCUCGAAUGUGCCGGCGGUAACGCUGCACCGCCGGCAACUCUAGCUGAAUUCACACUCGACGGCUCUAAUGGGAUGGAUUUCUUUGACGUCAGUUUAGUCGAUGGGUACAACUUGCCCAUGCUUGUGGUACCACAAGGUGGUACCGGUAACAACUGUACGAGUACCGGAUGCGUGGUGGAUUUGAACGGCGCGUGUCCAUCGGAGCUUAAAGUGAUGAGCGUAGGAGGUGAAAAUGUCGCGUGUAAGAGCGCGUGUGAAGCUUUCCGGCAAGAUGAAUAUUGUUGUGCCGGCGCGUAUAAUAAUCCGACGACGUGUAAACCGUCGUCGUAUUCGAUGUUGUUUAAGAAAGCUUGUCCGAGUGCUUACAGCUUUGCUUACGAUGAUAAAACGAGUACCUUUACUUGUGUUGGCGCUAAUAAUUAUCUCAUCACGUUUUGUCCUUCUCCUAAUACAAGUCAAAAGUCGUCAUCAUCAAGUGGACAAAAUCAAGAACCAGAAGACAAUAACAACAACAACGAGCCAUCGACGAUCAACAACUCUAUGGUAUAUGAUGGUGCAUGGGAUAUCAGCAGUGCAUCUUUAACCACGUGCAUGCACGUGGUCAGUUCACCGGCCAUAGCCGGUGCCGUCGCCUUGCUGACUGCCACUUUCCAGUUGCAUCAUCAGCUCUUCUAAUUUUUAUUUUUGACUUUGCUUACACUCAAAUACAUUAGUGGAAAGUCCGGCCCGACCCGGCCCAUCUUAUUUUGUCGGAAUUUGAGGUGUGGACCAUUUAAUUGGGCCUUGUGACCCACAUGGGGCCCAUGUGACGGGGAGAUGAGUCACCUGCAGAAAGCUUACGUGUCAAUUUAUUUGACGAACACCUACUCAACUUUUUAUUGGUGAAAGGAGAGGUACCUCUAUAGCCACGAAUUUAGAUUUUUGAGGUUAUUUUAUUUUAUUAGUUUUUAUUUUUAAUUUGAAUUAAGAUUGGGAUUAGGUUUAGGAGAGGGAGAUUCAUUUGUUAGGUAGGUUUUAGAAAUUAUGUAUAAUAUGCUAUAUAUAUCUAUUUGGUGGAAAUUUUAUACACUUUAGAAAAUGGAUUGUUAGUUUAUUUUUUA